AUGGCUUCACGAUUUGCUUCUCGACGGCUAUUGAAGCCAUUGGCAUAUGGCGCUGGUGCUGCCGUGGCUGGUACCACGGUUAUGUACUUGGUCUACCGCCCUCGAAACGUCCCAGGUGCAGAGACACUUGCCCCCAAACCACCGAAACGAGACGCCAACGGUGACAUCAUUCCUCCCAAAUUCCCCUACAUCAAGUCCAGAGCCGAACAGAUUGCCGACCUCAAAAAGUCUUCGUCUGCUCCGUCCUCCGAGAUCUAUGACCUCCUCGUUAUCGGAGGCGGUGCUACCGGCACGGGUAUUGCCCUCGACGCCGCUACGAGGGGCUUGAAAGUGGCCAUUGUGGAAAGGGACGACUUCAGCAGUGGGACCAGCAGCAAGUCCACGAAGCUCGUUCACGGUGGUGUGCGGUAUCUUGAAAAGGCGGUUUGGAAUUUGGACUACAACCAAUACCAAUUGGUGAAGGAGGCUCUAAGAGAGCGGAAGAGCUUUCUGUACACAGCACCUCAUCUAUCGUCAUGGCUUCCUAUUAUGCUUCCAGUGGAGAAAUGGUGGCAGUUGCCCUACUUCUGGGCGGGAACCAAAUUCUAUGACUUGCUUGCGGGUUCAGAAGGGAUUGAGAGCUCCUAUUUCCUCCCAAGAAGUAAGGCUCUUGACGCCUUCCCCAUGCUGAAGAAGGAGAACUUGGUUGGUGCCUUGGUGUACUACGACGGCCAGCAUAACGAUUCACGCAUGAACGUCUCGUUGGCUAUGACGGCCACCCUGUAUGGCGCUACCACUGUGAACCAUCUCGAAGUCACUGGCCUGGAAAAAGAUGCAAGUGGGAGACUGACUGGGGCUCGUGUGCGGGAUCUUAUUUCCGAAAAGGAUGGUCAGCCUACCGAGGACUUUGUGGUAAAAGCCCGGGGUAUCGUUAACGCGACCGGUCCUUUCUGUGAUGCUAUUCAACGUAUGGAUGAGCCUGCCACCAAGGAAAUUGUCGCGCCCAGUCUGGGUGUCCAUGUCGUCCUUCCCGGUUAUCUGAGUCCACAAAACAUGGGCUUGAUUGAUCCCUCCACCUCGGAUGGUCGAGUCAUCUUUUUCCUCCCAUGGCAAGGCAACACCAUCGCUGGCACAACUGACUCGCCGUGCGCAAUUGAGGCCAACCCAGUGGCAGGCGAGAAAGACAUCGAAUGGAUUCUGGACGAGAUUCGCACAUAUCUGACCCCAGACAUUACCGUCCGGCGGUCUGAUAUUCUUGCGGCAUGGUCAGGUAUCCGACCCCUUGUGCGUGACCCCAAAUCCAAGAACACGGAAUCCCUCGUCCGCAGCCAUCUGGUCACGGUAUCUGACUCUGGUCUGCUGACUUGCGCCGGUGGUAAAUGGACCACGUACCGACAGAUGGCCGAGGACGCGGUGGACAAAGCAAUCGAGGUCUUCAAGCUCCAACCCAAACCAGUUAAAUAUGUUCCGGACAUCAGUGGUGUUAACGGAAUUGACCCGACGGUGAACCUGCUGGACGGCAGCUGCCAGACUCACCAUGUCCGUCUGAUUGGCGCUCACGGCUAUUCGACCACUCUUUUCAUCAACCUGAUCCAGCACUUUGGUCUGGACGUCGAUGUCGCGAAGCACUUGGCCACUGACUACGGUGACCGCGCAUGGGACGUUGCAGCGCUGGCCUCCGAGACCGACAACACCGAGCACUACCCGCUGCGCGGACAACGUCUGUCGUCUCUUUACCCCUUCAUCGAUGGUGAAGUUCGCUAUGCAGUCCGCAGCGAGUACGCCCAAACCGCCGUGGACGUGCUCGGCCGUCGCACCCGGUUGAGCUUUUUGGAUGCUCGAGCCGCGCUGCACGCCUUGCCCAAGGUCAUCGAUAUUAUGGCCGACGAGUUGAAGUGGAGUGCUAAGAGGAAGGAUGUCGAGUGGAAAAACUCUGUCAAUUAUCUGCUGAGCAUGGGUCUGCCCGCCGACCUGCUUAACAUCACCCGUGCCGAGGUCGAGAAGGGCUUGACCGACUCAAACAAUCUGGCUCCGACUCAAGGUUCGUCCAAGACUGUCGAGCCUCUCAGAGCCUCGUCUGAGCCGACCGGCGAAGCGUCUGCGCCGUUGCCUUGA
Molecule: messenger RNA, 2094 nt
Organism: Exophiala dermatitidis NIH/UT8656
Lineage: Eukaryota; Fungi; Ascomycota; Eurotiomycetes; Chaetothyriales; Herpotrichiellaceae
Product: glycerol-3-phosphate dehydrogenase
Exons: 2
Coding region: 1-2094 (697 amino acids)
Biological process (GO): glycerol-3-phosphate metabolic process
Cellular component (GO): mitochondrion; glycerol-3-phosphate dehydrogenase (FAD) complex
Molecular function (GO): glycerol-3-phosphate dehydrogenase (quinone) activity
Source: RefSeq, a predicted model, not a curated record